AUGGCAGAGGAGUUCCGCCGUGCCCGGCGUGGCGGGCAGCGUUUGCCUCGCUGCCAGGGAGCCGGAGAGGGCGAUGGCGUCUUCCAUCGCCAGCACGGUCUUCCCAGAGAUUUGCACCCCUUUGCCCCAUCCUUCUUGCACCGCAGGUCACUGAGCACUUCCACAUGGCGGCUGGCACAGGACCAAACUCGAGACACGCAACUCAUCACAGUUGAUGAAAAAUUGGAUAUCACUGCUUUAACUGGUGUUCCAGAUGAGCACAUCAAAACCAGGAAAGUUCACAUUUUUGUUCCAGCACGUAAUGCAAUGCAGGCAGGAGUUAACAAUACAAAGAAAUGGAAGAUGGAAUUUGAUAACAGGGAGCGCUGGGAGAACCCUUUAAUGGGCUGGGCAUCUACAGCUGAUCCUUUAUCCAACAUGGUUCUUACUUUCUCUACUAAAGAAGAUGCCAUUGCCUUUGCUGAAAAAAAUGGCUGGAGCUAUGAUGUUGAAGAGAAGAAGAUUCCAAAACCUAAAUCCAAGUCUUAUGGUGCAAACUUUUCUUGGAACAAAAGAACAAGAGUGUCUACAAAAUAGGUUGGCAUUGGCUGUCUGACUGUGAAUAAAGUCAGCUGUGCCGUAUUUAUAGUCCAUGUAUAAUACAUCUCUUAAUCUCCUAAUAAAUUUGACCUUUAAACUACA
Molecule: messenger RNA, 681 nt
Organism: Pygoscelis adeliae (Adelie penguin)
Lineage: Eukaryota; Metazoa; Chordata; Aves; Sphenisciformes; Spheniscidae
Gene: NDUFS4
Product: NADH dehydrogenase (ubiquinone) Fe-S protein 4, 18kDa (NADH-coenzyme Q reductase)
Exons: 5
Coding region: 1-576 (191 amino acids)
Biological process (GO): electron transport chain
Source: RefSeq, a predicted model, not a curated record